AUGGCUAUAGUCACAACAGCCAUAGUAGCAUCCCAUCCCAGUUCGUCGUCAAGCGACAACUCGUCAUCAUAUCAUAUGAUUGAAUGCAGACCAGAAGGCGUUUACGUUAACUUCCCAAACGCUGAAGCUUAUGAACUCUGCGUGGACAACUACUGCAUCACCGAGAACACGCCACCAAUAUGGUCGUAUCGAUUCCUAUUACUGAUCUCCUAUAUAAUUAUGAAGCUCAAGGGAAAAUUAAAACCGCAAACAAAUACACGGUAG
Molecule: messenger RNA, 264 nt
Organism: Necator americanus (New World hookworm)
Lineage: Eukaryota; Metazoa; Nematoda; Chromadorea; Rhabditida; Ancylostomatidae
Exons: 1
Coding region: 1-264 (87 amino acids)
Source: RefSeq, a predicted model, not a curated record